Nannochloropsis gaditana CCMP526 is the source of this 759-nucleotide messenger RNA. RefSeq names its product peptide-N4-(N-acetyl-beta-glucosaminyl)asparagine amidase (gene NGLY1). Gene Ontology annotation, biological process: glycoprotein catabolic process; protein deglycosylation; protein quality control for misfolded or incompletely synthesized proteins. The record is from RefSeq and is a predicted model, not a curated record. Gene Ontology annotation, molecular function: peptide-N4-(N-acetyl-beta-glucosaminyl)asparagine amidase activity. Gene Ontology annotation, cellular component: nucleus; cytosol. The transcript has 2 exons. The annotation marks the transcript as partial.
AUGGAUUUGGAGGCGGAGAAGGAAGGUUUGGCCGCCUUGUGGCGCGAAGGGCGGCUCUUGGUGGAGGACCCGCACACCUUGGACCGGAUCAACAACAAAACGUCCUUUGGGGAGCUGCUGAUGACGUACACGCACCGGAUGCAACGCGCGGACGAGGAUCCGCUCACGUCUCAGGACCUGCGCGCUUUCCUCCGUGCUGAGUACGGGGAGGUGCCCACGGAGGAAGCGAGCUAUACCCCCGACCGAAGGCCCGCAGAGGCCAUGGCGGCGCUCAAGCGGCUUCUCGAAUGGUUCAAAGAGGGGUUCCCAUACUAUAAAUCGACGUGCCUUCACUGCGGACACCCCAACCACAUGAUCGGCGUCGUCGCCCCCUCCCCUCCCGAGCGGGCGCUGAAUGCCACCCUCACGGAGAUCUACGUCUGCGGGGCGUGCGGGAAAAUCUACCGUUUCCCCCGCUCCGUCUCCCUCCGGCACGUCCUCCAGACCCGGCGGGGCCGGUGCGGCGAAUAUUCCCGACUCUUUUUCAAAACCACCGAGGCACUCGGCUACGUCUCAUGCUGGGUGGUGGACUGGGAGGAUCAUGUGUGGGUGGAAGUGCGGCUGCCCGGCAAAGGGUGGGUGCAUUUGGAUCCAUGCGAGGCGGCGGUGAACGAACCUUUGCUGUACCAAGGGUGGGGCAAAAAACAAACCUAUAUCCUGGCCUUUUCCAGGGAGGAGGUGGAGGAUGUGACGCGGGAGUACACCACGGACUGGGCUGGC